GCUGCUUGCGGGCUGGGGCUGGACUUCCCGAGCGCGCCCGCCCCACACGUGCUGCUGAGCCCCGCGGGGUAGAAGGCGGCGGCGGCGGCGGCGGCGGCGGCUCCUGGCCUUCCUUCCCGAGGGGGCCCCCAUGCCGCGAGACGGAGCGGCGCCCCCCGCAGCUUGCCUGGCCCCCGCGGAGGUCUGGAGCACUGGCUUCGCCCCCAGCACUGCCCCACACUGGCGGCCGUAAGCGACCGAGGCAGGAGCCAGGGCGGACCCCGACUGAAGCCGCUUCUGGGCUCCAAGGCUGGGCUUCCUGUGGCCAGGAGGACGCCCAGGUGAGUCGGGGCCAGCCCGGAGGAGACCGCCAGGGCAGCAGUGAGUGGUGAAGUGGGCAUCUCUGGAGCAAGUUUCCGCAGCCCUGCCCCUAGAAUGAAAGCAGGAGGAAAGAGCGCUUGCGGGAGAGACUGCAAUGAAAGCAGGAAACGGCGGAGAGUGAUGUGAAAUUUCAACCGGAAAUCCAGUGUUCACAUAGACACCAGCCUGCCUACACACAAGGCGGGCAUUCCUGUUUACUCACUUGAAGACCUUUGCUUGCGUCUUCUUGCCUGCGCAGCAACGUGGCCGUGGCCGCGUCCCCUACAGGGGGAUCUGCCGUGGCUAAUGGGAGCCAGAGGCCAGCGUGCUCCUUUCGGGUCCCGCACAACUUGAGGUGUGUGCCCAUCGCCCAGUGCGCUGCAGAUAUGGACAUUGGGCUUCAAUGGCACCUCCUUGCCCUAACCUCACCACUCCAGCGCACGGGAACAACGUUGCCUUGGAUGUGGCUUAUAUCGUCCUGGAACUGGUCAUCGCGGUGCUGGCCAUCUUGGGCAACAUCCUCGUCUGCUGGGCAGUCUACCUGAACAGCAACCUGCAGAACGUCACCAACUACUUUGUGGUGUCUCUCGCGGUCGCAGACAUUGCGGUGGGCCUCCUGGCUAUCCCCUUCGCGAUCGCCAUCAGCACCGGCUUCUGCGCCUCUUUCUACGGCUGCCUCUUCAUCGUCUGCUUUGUCCUGGUCUUGACCCAGAGCUCCAUCUUCAGCCUCCUCGCCAUCGCCAUCGACCGGAUCAUCGCGGUCCGGAUUCCUCUAAGGUACAACGCUCUGGUGACCGGCUCGCGGGCGAAAGGCAUCAUUGCCAUCUUCUGGGUCCUGUCCUUCAUCAUCGGCCUGACGCCCAUGCUGGGCUGGCACAAAUACUCCUCCCGUGGGGCCGAGCAGGGCGGCGGCCACAGCAACGCGUCCGUGCAGAACUGCAGCAGUGGCCUUCUGGCGUGCCAGUUUGAGUCCGUGGUCACCAUGGAGUACAUGGUCUACUACAACUUCUUCGCCUGCGUCCUCCUCCCGCUCCUCCUGAUGUUCGGCAUCUACCUGAAAAUCUUCAUGGCCGCCCGGCGGCAGCUCAAGCAGAUGGAGAACAAGGUGGCCCAUGGAGAGCGGGCCCGCUCCACCUUGCAGAAGGAGGUCCACGCGGCCAAGUCCUUGUCCAUCAUCGUCGGGUGGUUUGCGUUCUGCUGGCUGCCGAUGCACAUCGUCAACUGCUACAUCCUCUUCUGCGCGUGCUGCCCUCGCCCGCCUCUCUGGCUGAUGUACGUGGCUAUCAUCUUGUCCCAUGCCAACUCCGUGGUCAACCCCAUGAUCUACGCUUACCGGGUCCAGGAGUUCCGGCACACCUUCCAUAAAAUUAUUGGGCAGCACAUCCUGGGCAAAAAAGAACGGUUCAAGCCCUCCAGUUCCAGCCAGAGGACCUCCGUCCAUGCCGAGAACACCAGCGCGCAGAUCAGCGAGUAUGCGCUGGACUUCUACCCGCCGGGGCCCAUGGAUGGCAUCUACAGCGAGAGCAGUUUGGGGAAACACACGCUGAGCUUGGACUGGCACCAGAACGGGACGGCCUUCGAUGGGGAAGCCAAUGGCCACAUCUUGCAGUUCUACAAGAACGGGGACCUCUCGGGGGCUUCCAAGACAAUGGAGCUGCUUAGCAAAGAGCUCCUCGGGGUCCGACUCUCUUAUACGGACUUGGAGACUUCCGCGUUAGAGGCCUCCGAUGUUUCCUGAUGCUUUGCGGGCAGGAAUUCUGCUGGAAAGGAGGCUUUCCUUCCCCCCGCCCCCCCCCUUCUCUGCCUCAGCUGUGGUAGAAAGAGAGAGAGGAGUCACUUCAGGUGAUGAGGAUGAUGGUGAUGGAAGGAGAAGGGUCUGCCUCUGAGAGGAAGACACCCCCCCCCCGGAACUGCUCUAGGAGAGGGGUCUGGAGGCAGGAGGCGGCUGGGGCAUGUUUUGCAAGCUGCAGGCAGAGAGAGGGGAACAGGCCCGUGUUGACAGACAGACGCUUUCCAGCCUUGGGGCAUUGCAGUAGCCGCAGUUUGUCCCGAAUGCCCGAGGCCCCAUUCAGCACAGUCUGCUUGUAUUCAGCAAGAGAAAUGGAUGUGAGUGGAAAGUUGCCUCAGUGUACCGAGGAGGAGCUGCCGUGUGGGGAACUUUUCUCCGGCUCCCACCAGAUGACCCUUCCCUGUUUCCUGGGACCGCCUGGAGAGAGAAGUCCAUCUCCUCCCUGGACACCCCCACAAGGGCGCGACUCUAGUUGGUGUGCAGUCGUGAAGCUCUGGGGUGCGACCUGCUUUUCACCUGGCUGCUGCCCAUUCUUUGGAUCCUGCAGAGCCCGGCGGUUUCCUGUCUGUCCAGCCCGCAAGCGAUUGCGACGUCCCCCACCUGUGGUUUGGCGUGCUGGAAGUAAUUUGACGGCUGUAUUCCGAUUCAUGCCAAGCGUGCGUGAGAGAAUAUUGGGGCGGGUCUUGCCUGUCCAUGCAAGCCAGUGGAAUCUGCAAAGACGGGGUUGCUUCUGGGGCAAGGCAGGGCCAGGACUCUGCCCCAGGAGCUGUGUUUUGAACUCGGGGCUCCGGUGACAAACAAGUGUAAGUGCCACUCAGUUUGUGCCAAGGCCCAAGCAACACAGAACCUGGGCAUUAUCCACAAAGCUGCUACUGUUAGUCUUGUGGCCACUUUCCCAGCCAGCUAGCCAUCAAACUCAAGGCGGCUUCCUUUUCCAGGUCUCCUGGCACCCACCCCAAACUCUCGCUGGGCUGGCCUUUCCCACCCAGUGUCCCCUCUGACAGGGCUUCCCAGAUGUUGUGGACUACAACUCCCAGAAUCCCCAAGCCAAGGCCAUUGCAGCUGGGGAUCCUGGGAGUUGUAGUCAGCAACAUCUGGGAAGCCCUGUUGUUGGGAACACUGGUGCCCCAGCCCCCGGAUCUGAUCAUCCAAGUGGCCGAGCUGAUCUGUGCCUGCUUGCCUGGUGAUUAGCACCUGUCGUUAGUGGCUGAGCUCUGCCAGAGCUAAAGGGAGGCUUUGAAAAGGACGGCGGGGUUUGUCCAAAAGGCCACGGAGGAAGGUGGCUGAGAGGCAGACGAAAGGUGGCGAUAGGAGUGUUGUUUCCGUCUGAGACAGAUACACUCUCCGUGCAGAUUGUACGGCAAGACGGCCCCAUGUGGCCUCCAUGCUCGCAAAAUCUUUUGUCUUUUCCUUAUGCCCACUCCUGUAUGCCCACCCUUCCCUCUGGUCCUUGGCUGUUUUCAGUUUCCCCUUCCUCUUCAUAAGCUGCAACUUCUGUUUUCUGGAAACCGAAAUGCGAUUUUAAAACAAAAAAAUGUAAAUUGUAGAAUCUAAACGCUGCCAUUUUAAUUAAAACCAUCUCUACACAAAUGCC
Molecule: messenger RNA, 3722 nt
Organism: Hemicordylus capensis (graceful crag lizard)
Lineage: Eukaryota; Metazoa; Chordata; Lepidosauria; Squamata; Cordylidae
Gene: ADORA2A
Product: adenosine A2a receptor
Exons: 3
Coding region: 743-2077 (444 amino acids)
Biological process (GO): G protein-coupled adenosine receptor signaling pathway; adenylate cyclase-activating G protein-coupled receptor signaling pathway
Cellular component (GO): membrane
Molecular function (GO): G protein-coupled adenosine receptor activity
Source: RefSeq, a predicted model, not a curated record